AUGGGUGGUAUCGGAUGGUGGUCGGGGUUCGUGAGCGAAAUGUUUGGGAGUUUUUGUUUGAGAAAUAAUGUGCAACAUAUGCUGGCACCACCGUAUCACCCUAGUUCUAACGGAGAUGCAGAAAGAUUGGUGGCUAUUGUUAAGGGUUGGUUGAGAAAGGCCAAGGAAGGCAAAGAAGAAGUUUGGAUAGCUCAUUUGUAUUAUAAUAAUGGGGUAGGAAGGGAUGGUAAAUCUCCUUCGGAAAAAAUGUUGGGAAGGAAAACUAAUACUUUUUUAGAUAUGUUAAAACCUGUUUCGAGAAUGUUAGAAAUUGUGGAAUAUGAAUAUAUAUUUGAUCAAAUGGUCUGGGUUAGGAUGUAUCGGAGUAAUAAAAAAUGGGAAAAGGGGAUAAUUAUAGAAAAUUUAGGUAAUAAAUUGUGUAAAAUAAGAUUGAAAGAUAUGACGGAAGUGCGUUGCUAUAGAGAUCAGGACAUAAAUCCAUUGACAAAGUGGAGGAUCAAUGAAAUCAAUGAGAAUAGAUGGCAAUCAAAUGGACCACCUCGGAGAGUCAUGACGGCUGGACGUACGCUACCUAGAGGGACGUUCAUGAUGAUGUCUGGAGAAAUUGGGCAGCAAGUGGAUUCCCCGAUGAUUAAUGCAAGAAUGAUACAAAGGAGACCCGAAGUGAUGAGGUUGGGAAGUAAUAAUAUUCAAAAUUGUAAUGAUGGACAAGUGGGUGUUCAAACGAGUAAUAUGGUGUCAGAUAGGAGGACAGAGUAA
Gordionus sp. m RMFG-2023 is the source of this 759-nucleotide messenger RNA. RefSeq lists its product as uncharacterized. NCBI's taxonomy places the organism in Eukaryota, Metazoa, Nematomorpha, Gordioida, Chordodea, Parachordodidae. The transcript is spliced from 2 exons. Gene Ontology annotation, molecular function: nucleic acid binding. The coding region runs from base 1 to 759 and encodes 252 amino acids. Gene Ontology annotation, biological process: DNA integration. The record is from RefSeq and is a predicted model, not a curated record.